This is a messenger RNA of Zasmidium cellare ATCC 36951, 936 nucleotides long. RefSeq lists its product as uncharacterized. The coding region runs from base 1 to 936 and encodes 311 amino acids. The record is from RefSeq and is a predicted model, not a curated record. Gene Ontology annotation, molecular function: hydrolase activity. The transcript is spliced from 2 exons. Lineage: Eukaryota; Fungi; Ascomycota; Dothideomycetes; Mycosphaerellales; Mycosphaerellaceae.
AUGACGACUUCCAAUUCCAUCGACGGCGCCACCGUCGCCCCCCGCUUCGCCCCUUUCAACAUCAUCUCCCUCGACUACAAACAAGUCAAAGGCGUCGGAAUCCCCCUCUCGAUCCUCAUCCCCAAACAGCUCAAAAAGGGGAAACACCCCAUCGCGAAUGGACCCUCUCCCUCUCCCUCACCCACAAUCUCCCUCGCGCCCGACUACCGCCUCCUCCCCUCCUCCAACGGGCUGGACAUCCUCUCCGACGCCGAGGACUUCUACACCUGGCUCUUCUCCCCAAACACCCUCACCGCCCACCUCCCCGCCGGCAUCCUCCCCGACCUCACCAGCGUCCUCGUAACAGGCGAAAGCGCCGGCGGCUGGCACGCCCUGCAAGCCGGCCUCCUCCACCCGUCGCGAAUCACAGCGAUAAUAGCGCACUACCCCAUGAUCGACCUCGCCUCGCCGCACUUCAGUCAACCCCCACCCCCAAACCACCCCAAACAAAUCUUCUCCCCACCACAACCCCAAGCCGACCCCUCCCUCCUCAUAACCUACCUUUCCACCCUGAGCGGGCAAGAAAUCAUCCCCAACCGCAUCCCCCCCGACGGGGAUAUAAACGUCCUGAUCAUGCUCCAGCAGGGUCUGUAUCCUCACUACUUUGGCACGGAUCCGAGGUUGUAUCCGUUGGAGGUGUUGGAGCGGGUGGAGGGGUUCCCGCCGAUGUGGGUUUUGCAUGGGGAGGGGGAUUCGGUUGUGCCGGUGGAGGGGACGAGGAGGUUUGUGGAGGCUUUUGAGGCGAAGGCGAGGGGGAGGGAGGCGUGGGGGCCUUUGUUUGUGAGUUAUAAGGAGGGGGCGGAGCAUGGGUUUGAUUUGGGGGAUGAUGGGGUGGGGUGGAGGGAGGAAGGGAUUCGGUUUAUUGAGAGGUUUUGGCCGGUGAGGGAGGAGGAAUAG